This is a messenger RNA of Pseudocercospora fijiensis CIRAD86, 630 nucleotides long. RefSeq lists its product as uncharacterized. The coding region runs from base 1 to 630 and encodes 209 amino acids. Lineage: Eukaryota; Fungi; Ascomycota; Dothideomycetes; Mycosphaerellales; Mycosphaerellaceae. The record is from RefSeq and is a predicted model, not a curated record. The transcript has 5 exons.
AUGCCGGAAACGUGGACUUUUGAAGCUUCGAUCUGGUGGAAGCCGGAGCCAGACCGCUCAGACAACGAUCCAGCCUUGUCGAAUGCAGAGCGACAAGCCGAAACCGAGUCGAAGGCUGAGAAGGUGGCCGAAAUUUUCCGCCCGCACAAGGUGGCCGAACGAGGCGGGCGCGAAGUCGAAUUGCGCAGGCAGAGUGCUGAGGUCAUGAGCAGAUACGAGACGUUCAGUCAAAGUGCGUCAGUGAAGCAAGGUGUCAAGAAGGAGAUUAGACAUGCCCACAGCGUCGACAUUGCUCAAGAGAGCGUUAUCAUAUCCAUGCUUUCCGCCAACGUCGAGGACGAAGGCGAAUUCACUACUGUCGGUCCUCGUCGGGACCAGGCCUCUCUAGAGGCUCGGGCUACUAAGGCCGCAGAGGAUCAGGCUGAGCGGGAUCGGCUCAUCGAAAGCGGCGAAGCCAAGCGUCUCGACUUCUCAUCCCAUCGCACCCCAGCAGAACACCUCGCCCAACCUACCUCCAUUCAGGCGCCCCGCUUUACAGGUCUUCCGGUAACUGCGUUUGUUCUACCCUCCUUUGUAUUACUUAUAUACAAACGCGCUACCUCCGAGGGGUACUCGCAAGUAGCGCAAUAG